This is a messenger RNA of Rhopilema esculentum, 5360 nucleotides long. RefSeq names its product prolactin-releasing peptide receptor. The record is from RefSeq and is a predicted model, not a curated record. Gene Ontology annotation, biological process: G protein-coupled receptor signaling pathway. Gene Ontology annotation, cellular component: plasma membrane. Gene Ontology annotation, molecular function: G protein-coupled receptor activity. NCBI's taxonomy places the organism in Eukaryota, Metazoa, Cnidaria, Scyphozoa, Rhizostomeae, Rhizostomatidae.
UUUCUUCUUAUUUUGACUGCCUUAAAUGUUUAGGGACCAAAAGCAUUUCUUUUUGGUUAAGACCACCCCUGGGGUUUGGGACUUCAUUGACCAGAACUUCCAAAUAAUCAGCUGUUCCACUUUCAUUCUUUCAAUCAACGAAUUUCUUAUUACAAUAGUUUCUAGCAAUCUUUUUUUAUUUAUCAAAAAUCACUUAUUUAAGUUAAUUUUUUUCUUAAUUGCUCUGCUUUUCAAUGUUUGUCUUACAUCCUGGCAUGAUGGAUAUUCUCACUAUUGAUCCAUUUUCAAUAUACGUUCUUCUUGUUAUUGCUUCAUUCGCUUUUUACUUAAGGCAAGUGAGGGCAGUUAGAAGUUAUCCUAUUUCAGUAUAAGUUUGGUAAGUCGAAAAAUCGUCAAAUACAGUUUUAGUUAAGUCAGAAGUUUUGUUUCAUAGAUAUGCUCUGCCCAUUCAACGAUCUACUGUUUCUUAUUACCAAACUGCAUGUCUCGCGAUUUACUAGCAAAUGAAAUAGAUUUUACGCUAAAAAGAGCUUGGUUCGUAGCAUCCGAUUUCUGGUCUGUUGCACUGAAACUAUGCUAUACUGAAGCAAAAAUUCAAAGAGUAUUGACAUGUCUGAGACCCAUUUAUCUUCUUAUCUCUGUAUUCACUUAAUCGCUAAAGAGGAUCGAACUCAGCCUUUCAGCUAGUGCAAAUUAGUUUAAAGCUCACUUUCAGAAAGACUGACCCGAGUUUUCAGGUAAAAAUACUAUCAAACUCUAGAGUUAAAAGUCGAAACAUUGCUUAAGAUAUUAGAGAAUGGAUUUUAUUAUUGAAACCAGUGAUUGCCGACUGCAAAAGUGUUCGUGUCGGAAAAUAUCUUCUAAGUCUACUAGAACCAUGAGUUAGGAAUCAUUUUUGCAUACACGUUUAAAAGCAGAGGGCUGUGAUUGGUACAGUGAUAUUAACAAUUUUGUUACCCCCAAGAUUUUAUAGUUUUCUGUCUUGAAAUAGAGUAUUAAGACUGCAAUAGACCUGUAAGUUGAUAGCAGAACUUGAGAGGACUUCGUUAUACAAAACAGACAAAUCAGCAUACCAACGGCUGUUUGGUGGUACUGAUAAUGAUGAUAAUUGUAUGAAAAGCAGAUAGUCAUCCAUUUCUAAGUCGGCUUAUGGUAUUCCAUAACCCAAAAUAAUUUAACGAGACUUCAGAAAUAAUCCUAAAGCCCUUUCCAGGAGAGGAAAAGAUAAAGAUAAUUCAUAGGUACGGUUGCAAUUUCAUAGGCGAAAUGCUUUUUAUAUUCUCAAUUACUUGUCCUUAUGCAUUUGUAGGCUACGCAGAUUUUCGUGCAACAAUUUGCAUUAACUUAACACAACAUUCUAAAGUCAAUAUUUAACAAGUUUUCCACUAUUGGAUUUCCUCGUUUAUGAUGAUUCGCUUUCGGUAUUUUUGUCACUUUAAACAUGGAUAGUUUUGCUCAGAUCCAUACUUUUUGAACGUGAACGGAACAUCGGCAUGAAAAGAGAAUUUGUACACAAAACCUUUUAGUUGCUAAUUCUGUUGUUUCUUGAUUUUCUUGCCAGUUUCUUCAUUAAGCACCUUUUUAAAAAUUGGAAUGUAAAACGAAAAUAAAUUGGCAUUAGUACUUAUUCGAUUGGAUUUGAAGCAGCAACACAAUGAAAGAGUAUUGUCACGAUAGAAUAGCUAGAAAGCUCUUUCGUCAUUCAAAACUUACAAGUUUACAUCGAUUGUACAAUUGUUUUACAAAAUGUCUAUUGAUAAAUUGCUUGAGAGACCUAGAUGAGUUUAAAAAUUUUCGGUAAGCGGACAAGCAAUAGAUGUUGACUUAUUGUGUUUCUGAGCCUUUUGAUCCAGUAUCCACACUUGAUUUACCCUUCAUUUUGACCUUGAUAUAAGCUUAAGAAUGGACUCAAGCCCCACCUGCACACCUGCCUACUACGCUUAUGCAGGUAUGAUAUCAUUCUGUAUACUGUUUGAUUAUGUUUCAUACGCUUCUAAACAAUUUUAAUGACAGGCAUAUACUUGUGACUAUGUAAUUGCUUUUUGAAAAUCCAAGCGAUGAGUCAGUAGUGGUAUCAUGAUUACUCAGAAUACACAGAAUUUCUAACAGCGCUUAUAAGCAACUAGCCUGGCAAAGACAAACAACAUAGAACAAACGAUUUUCCCGCGACGCGAGCAAAUAUCAACACCACUCAGCAUGAGCAUACAUUCAAUCAAAAAAGUUUCCAUUACCCAAAGAAUUUGUUUGCAAGUUUUAUUGCUAAGCAGGAUUUUUUGUAAACGAGAAAUUGUUGUUGAAGUAUUAAUUAAUUUACACAAGGCUUCAGUGAGUCUCAAUCCUCUGCAAACACUUUUAAGACAAUCGAAAAUCGCCUGAACCCGCUUUGUGGAAAAGUGGUGAAAACACCGCACAUAAUGCCUCGCUGUCCGAUCAGCUAAAGAUGCUGUAUAUCCGAAAAUUAGACUUCGGUAGCUUGUAUACUUCUUCGUGGAAUUCACCACAACUGUAAAUCUUGAUGCAAAGGUUCAUGACAUUAUAAUCUCUCAUGGUCUGUCUCGUUAUCUGAAAUUUAUGGUGGAUGUUAUAGGUAUCGUAUGAUGAUUCAAAGCCAAAAGAUGAGUUAACAUAAAUUCACUUAGCAUAAAGGGUCACUUUGUUCCAAGCACCACGGCAAAAACAGAAGAUAUGUUUUGGAUGGAUACAACUAUUGUCAAAGAUUCGUGUUUUGGAUGCAAAGCAAAGACGAGAAAAUGACUCGUGGUGACUACGGUACAAAUAUCAACGGUUCUGUAUCCUUAAAUCGUACUUUAUGCAAAUUGGAUCUUAACCAUACUUUAUGGAAUGAAACCCUGGUCAAUCUUUGUGCCAAUCUCACUGUAACGUCUUUAGAUUCAACUAAACGGAAUAAGACGACAGGUUUUGAUCAGAGACGUGAAUCACAAGGAUCGUUGAUUUUUCGAUACUUUUUGAUUGCAUUGAUAUUCGUUUUAAUCAUAAUUGGCAACAGUCUAACAAUCCAUGUUGUGAGGAAUAAUCGCAACUUGACAAGCAUUAAGAAUUAUUAUUAUGGCUACUACAUCAUGAAUCUCAGUAUAUCUGAUCUGUUGGUAGGUCUUGUUUGCCUCCCAACGACUCUGCUUUACUACAUAAUGCCUGGUCCGUGGGUGAUGGGCCUUUUUCUAUGCAAACUUUUCCCAACGUUGCAAAUCAUGGUUGUUUCAGCGAGCAUAUGGACUCUCACCGUGAUCACAUUCGAACGAUUUCUGGCCAUUGUGCACCCUCUAAAGCCUCGAUCGACUUCGAGAAGCGUUCGGUUCAAAGUUGUUGCCGUCUGGAUAUGGUCAUUCAUAAUCGCUCUGCCUUCAUUCAUUGCGUAUAAAAUAGGGAGGGAUAAACAAUGCCAAGAAAUUGGAAUAGAUCACUGGUACACGAUAGUGCUAUUCUUGAUAAAUUACGCACUACCACUUAGCUUUAUAUUUGUGACUUAUCUCAGAAUCAUUGUUGAACUCAAAACACAGAGCAGUACUGGCUCUCAAAGAGAAAUCGCCAACCAUAAAAGGUUCUUGAAAAUGACAGUGAUUCUAGUUGUGAGUUUUGCGCUCUGUUUCUUGCCUAGCAAUGUGAUAUUCUUCAUUUUUGGCUAUGCAAACGUGAAAAUCGAUCCUCUGACAAUUUCCACGAUGCUACAGUAUUUUCAUGUCCUUAUUUGGUUCAACAGUUGCCUGAAUCCUUUCAUAUAUGGUAGUGUAGAUAAAUACUUUAAAAAAGGCUUCAAAAAGGCCUUAGGCCUCGGAUCAAGCAACGAUAGCCAAGACAAGACAAAUCUGUCAAAGAUGUCAACAGGCAAAGGAGACAAACACGCUCAUGCGAACAAUCAUAAAUGGCUGCCUCCAAAUGCACCGAAAGACCGAGGGAAAAGAAAACUGGAGGAAAACCGAUCUGUGAAGUUUUCAGAACCUCACCAACUUGCUUUAUCAAACAACAAUCCAUCAGUGGGAUAUUGCAGACUAAAUGAUGUUUCGCCUCAAGAAAUACCUAAAUUGAGCGAUAAAGGAUUCGUUAGUUUUGUGUUAUACCAAAGUAAACAGGGGUCGAACAUGAAUCUUGCAGAAGGCGAUGCUGAAGAAAAUAAGGAACUUUUUGUUGACCUCGGAUCACACAAGAAGACAGAUAAUGGAGGAUUUAGAAACUCUAAUGCAGUGUUCUACGAUCUGUCAAAUAAGGAGGAGCUGCAAAGAGAAUUCCAAUUAUCAAAAGAAACUGCCAUUUAAUGCACAGAAUAGCUUAGAAAAACAGAAAAGUUUCAGUGAAUUUUGUAUUCAGAACAAUUUAGUUUUGAACAUAUAUUCUAAAUCCUCGCAAAAAAUAAUAAUUAGAGCGCAGCUAGAUUUACAAAAUUAGGAAGGCCCAGGUCACUAACUAAGAUUUUCAUUUGAAUACAAUUUCUGGGCUCACAAACUUUGCACUUUAUAGGCAGGUCAUACUGAAAUCGGAUCAUAUUUCCAUCCCUGUUAACAGAGUGCCAAAAGAUCAAAAGCUAAAUAGAACCUUAACAGGUAAAAAGAUUAGAAGAAACAAAAAUGUUUUAACGCCUUGUUAGAGAACAGGUUCAAUUUUUCUUCUUGAUGAAUGCGUUUUCUCGUUGAAUUUCAAGUCUAGCUUGAUUUUAAGAAAACAAAGGACUUACUAAAAGGAAGUUAAGACGCAUCCAUGGGCAAGAGAUGAAAUGAAAUACAUAAUGCUUUUUGGAGAAGGUAUAGGGUAGCAUGCUAGCUUUAGAAAAUACAAAUUUCUUCAUUAGAAAAUACUAAAUUUCAUAAGGAGGUAAGUAAGAUAAUUUUGAUUAUUAAAAAAUAAUCCUUUUUAUCUUGCAUCCUUUGUUGUAAAUACGGUAACUUUUUAUGCCUUAAAUAAGUGUACCAAAUCAGACUAAAUAAAACUGCAAAAGUUUCAUCCUUGACUAAGCCUUUCUCCUGAAUUGAGAAACUUCAGACUGUACAUGCACAUACUGUACAUAAAGUUUCCUUUGCAUUCAAUCCUGCUACAAGUAAUAAAAAUUUAGCUUUAUACAUGUAACAAGCUACUACAAUUUUCAGGCAGUUUCAUUUUUAGAGUAAUUGUCCGCCAGGCUUGCUAGAAAAUAAAAUGGCAGUGAGAACGACGUGCAGAACUAUUCAUACAAAGUUUGCUUGAAGGGAAUUACAGUCAUUUCAUUUUGACAGCCAUCAAUGUUUUCUGCCAUAGAUAACUUGUGUAACGUUUUGCUGAAUGUUUCAUUCAUUUUUAUCAAAUAUUCGCCUUCCCCUAGGGCAAUGGCGGCGCCAGCCACUAAGCUCUGGGGGGGACAAACCAAAAAAUUU